AUGGAUACGAAAGACGCCGGCCAGAAACAUUGGACACCUCCUUGCCCACCUGAUGUUAUGGAAGAGACAAAGUAUCCAGUCACGCCAACUAAGCCCCAUAGCAACACCAACAGUCAAAGCUACAUGGAGAGUCCUUUCAAUACCCCGCACGGCAAUAGAGAUUUUGCGCAGCUUGUCGAAGAUAGCGAUGGAAACACAGGACGGCCUGGAAACACUAGGAGCACCCCUCGAAAGCGGGAAAACCGAACCAAGAGAUUAUGCCGCCUCGUCGACAAGCUACGCAAUGAAAAUGAAGAUCUGAAAGUGCGUAUCGAUGAACUCACCACAGCCUCCCGUAAUUUAGCUAUGGAAGAGAGCUGCUGCGAUAAAAUGCACGAACACGAUAUUUUGCAGAGAAUCAUCUCGUACGCCAAAGAUCAUAGUCUCUAUUACGGCAAUCUUACAAUGGAAUCUGUACAUACAAUGCUGAGUAAUAUCCACCACAAAUUGAGAGCAUCCAAUCAUCCGCGAACUGCUUCGGAAAAUCUCGAAGCACAGAUUCAAGCCCUGAGAAAGGAGCUCGCUGCUUCACACGCACAGUGCCAGUCACUGGGGAAACGACAAGCCGUCUCAAACGCCAAGCUUCGAGAAUCACUCCAGGAUCUUGCCAUCUCUCAAGAUGAAGCGCAGAGCCUGCGAACUCAAAUGCAAGCGUUACAGAAAGAGAUGCUUGCCCAACUAUCCAAAGUCGAAUCAGCACAAGACGUAGAUGUUGUGGAGGUUUUGGAUCCCAUACUGCUCCUGAAUCAUGUUGCAAAGCACCACUGGGAUACCCGCGCACGCAAGAAGGAUUAUAUUGAGGCAUGGAUAUGGUCUUUCCUUAUCAUGAUGGUUUUCGAACACCCUUUCAGUUUCUGGGGAAGCUCCAGAGCUCUCUAUGAUAACUGGAAGCUUACCUUCGGUGAGAGUGUUGAGAACGACUGGCCAGAGCCUACCCCAAAAUCUGAGAACUGGCGACGCACCACAACGGAGGAAUUGGUUGGACGGAUUGGGCGUGAAACCGUAACUUCAGGGCAAAUCCGUGGGGGUCGUCAUCGACAUGACAAACAUGCUCAGAAGAUGCAAACUUCGGUGCUCAAGACACGAGAACGAGUCGCCAAUACUAUCAGUGCGCAUCUCACAAUAAUUGAACCAAAUUGCGAGCUUUCGCAUAUUUCGGACAUUGUUGACCGGGCAUUUGCAUUGGCUCUGGACAUAUCCAUUCAGCCUUCCCGCAUCCAAUUUACUUGGCCAGAAGUUGGAGACGAUUUUGAAGCAGACCAUAUGUCUCCGAUUCCCGAUCGCAAUGGUCAAGACAUCGAUGGAGGUGUUGUUGCAUUCAUUGUCAACCCUGGACUCACUCGAUGGGGCGAUGCCCGCGGGCAGAAUUUCGAGAAAUGCCACGAGAUUGUGCCAUCUCUGGUGCAGCUUGAACCGGUGCAGGCCCAGCGAAGAAGUCUUCGUAGUUGUGUCAAAAUCAAGCAGGAGAGGGGAUAUGCUUAG
This is a messenger RNA of Bipolaris zeicola 26-R-13, 1521 nucleotides long. RefSeq lists its product as uncharacterized. The coding region runs from base 1 to 1521 and encodes 506 amino acids. NCBI's taxonomy places the organism in Eukaryota, Fungi, Ascomycota, Dothideomycetes, Pleosporales, Pleosporaceae. The record is from RefSeq and is a predicted model, not a curated record. The transcript is spliced from 3 exons.